GGCACAACCCUUAUUUUUCACCUAAGCAGUCCCACUCCCAAUUUCAACACAGCUACGCCCACAAACCCUCCCUAUCGCGAAACUGGUGCUGUUUGGUAGCAAGCUACGGCAAUCAAUAACGACAACAACCUUCCACCAAAUUUCCCACCAGCGGCGACCGACACUUAUCGAUCCCAGGGAAUCCUCAUAUCGACCACCCACCAUGUAAGUUGGCCUCGACGGAAAUACGAUUUUUUGCCCCGGAACUCCCGAAGGGGGGGGGAGUAGUCCAUGCAGUGGGGGCAAAAUUCCAUAUCCGAAUAUCUGAUUUUGGCCCCCUACUGCCGGAGUUCAUGGCUAUUGUUACGGUUACGAUAUGGAGCAGGGUGCUGAUUAGGUUUUUCCGGUUCUAGGUCUCUCGUCAGUGGUGAGAAAUCGAACUUCCAGUUCAUUGUAGGUUGCCUCUUCGCUUGUUUUUUUUCUGGAGGCUGGGUGACCGCUCUCUGCUGGCUCCUGUCCGGGCCUUCCUGUGAUGGCAGAAUGAUUGAAAGGCGGGAAUUGUGGUAUUACGGAGAGUAGGAAUGGCAACUGGCGGGAGAUAUCGGAUCAAAAUACAGCCUAUGGCUGAUAAAUAAAUACAUUGGGUUCAUUGCACUGAUGUGUUGCUGUCUUCAGUUGCGUCUCCUCAACACCAAUGUCGACGGUAAACAGAAGGUCAUGUAUGCCUUGACCAAGAUCAAGGGUGUUGGAAGGCGCUAUUCCAACUUGGUCUGCAAGAAGGCCGAUGUCGACCUGAACAAGCGGUAUGCUACACUUCAAGAUCUGCUAUCGCAAUUCUACAUUUGACAUUACUAACACAUAUGUGUUCAGCGCCGGCGAACUUACUACCGAAGAGCUUGAACGUAUCGUCACUAUCAUCCAAAAUCCUACCCAGUAUAAGAUCCCCACCUGGUUUCUCAAUCGCCGACGUGAUAUUGUCGACGGAAAGGACUCGCAGAUUCUUGCCAACUCCCUCGACAACAAGCUACGUGAGGAUUUGGAGAGACUCAAGAAGAUCCGUGCUCACAGAGGUCUCAGACAUUAUUGGGGUCUCCGUGUUAGAGGACAGCACUCCAAGACUACUGGUAGGGUUUCUAUUACAAAAAGAGAGCUACCUAUUAUUUUUGAUACUGACGCAUUAUUUAUUUAGGUCGUCGUGGGCGAACUGUCGGUGUGUCGAAGAAGAAGGGUUAAAGUAUUUUCCUUCUUUGGGGAUCUUUUUCGUUUGGGAUGGGAUGCAGCAUUACUACUCUUCGUCAACUCUCUAUACCGAUGGUAGUGGCAAUGUGCAGGGAAUCAAAAUAAAAUAAAACGGUUUUCGUAAACUUUCUCAUGUUCGGGAAUGAGGUUUCAAAUGACUGUGGUUUAGGGGUCUUUCUAUUUCUGUACAAAGUUAUUCAUUAUUUCCUCCCGAUCCCGCUUCUGAAAUGCUUCUAUUCAGUGCUGUGCCGUGUCGAUCUAUGAAACCAUCGCCCACACUGUAUGAUAUGAGUACGGGUAUGCAACUUUGAAUAAAGUAAUAGCCACUCGGGCCACUUGUAGCAAUCCAUGGGGCCGACAAUUAACUUAAUAUCAUACCGUGCUCGAGUAAAACAUUCUCAGGCCCCUAAGGCCAAGCGGCGCCACGUCGGAAAUACCGGUAUGCUUCUUGAAGAUCUACCAUAGGAAUU
Tuber aestivum (summer truffle) is the source of this 1688-nucleotide messenger RNA. NCBI's taxonomy places the organism in Eukaryota, Fungi, Ascomycota, Pezizomycetes, Pezizales, Tuberaceae. The record is from the annotation of a GenBank genome assembly.